UCAAUUUCGUAAUUUUGGACGUUUGCAUUGUUGCAUCAUAUCUUUAUCUAACUAACAACAUAAAGUAGCUCUCAUAUGCACUAAAUUGCUCCUUAUUUAAGAAACCUAAGGUUAUAGAAGAAUCCGUGUAGCCUCAGUCACAACACAGGAACUAAUUAUAUUGAUUCUAUAGCUAUGCUUAGUUUCUUUUAGCUUCUCAAAUGGGGAAAUGUUUAUUAUGGGUUGUGGUUUCGGUGAUGGUUGUGUAUACUUGGGGUUCUUUAGGAUGUUUCGAGGAAGAGAGGAUUGCACUAUUACAUCUAAAAACCCACAUAACAAACAACACGUAUGAAAGUUCUCUAGUUUCAUGGGUUGAUGAUAAAAGAAGCGAUUGUUGUAAAUGGUCAAGGGUAACGUGUAGUAAUAUCAUGAAAAGAGUGGUUGGGCUAGAUCUCUAUUCCGUAAGGGAUGAAAGAGUUGGGAAUUGGUAUAUCAAUGCCACUGUGUUUCUCCCUUUCAAACAGCUCAACUCUUUAUACUUGUCUGGAAAUAACCUGGCUGGUGUAAUUGAAAAUGGAGGUUUUGAUAAACUGUCAAAACUUCGCGAUUUGAAAGUGCUUGGUUUGAGCUAUAACAACUUGAAUCGCAAUAUAUUAUCUUCUCUCAAUCAUCUUUCAUCUCUCAAGCAACUUUAUUUGGAUGGGAAUCCAUUGGAUUCACCUCUAAAUAAAUCGGGUCAAGAAAGGCUCUCAGGAUUAAGCAAUCUAGAGACCCUUAGCAUGAGAUCAACCAAGAUGGAAGAUAACAACGUCUUAUCGGCUUUGAAUUUAAAAGACUUUAUCAGCUUGAAGGAUCUAUGCAUAAGCAGUAACAAAUUUCAAAGCUUUGGACCAAUUAAAGACGGAGAAGAACCAAAGAAAUUAGAGAUGUUGUCUUUAUCCUUCAACAGAUUUAAUAAGAGCAUAUUCCAAUCACUUAAAAGGCUUCCUUCACUAAAGUAUAUAUAUCUGACUGAAAAUGAUAUUCAUGGGCGAUUGCACAUACAUGACAUAUAUUCCUUGAGUAAUCUAGAGGCAUUAUAUUUGGAUCGCAAUUAUAUUGAGGGCUUUGACACAUUUGCAAGCCUUUCAGAUGGGGGAAGACUAACGAAAUUGGAGACAUUGGGUUUAGCAAACAAUAGGCUUAACAAUAAUAUAUUCAAAUCACUUAAAGGAUUUUCUUCACUGAAGUUUCUGUAUUUGAUUGAAAAUGAUUUUCACGGACCACUGCAAAUACAAGAUAUAAAUGGUUUGAACAAUUUGGUGGACUUAGAUUUGAGUUACAGUAUUUUUGAGGAUUUUGAGAAUGCUACAAGUCCUUCAGGAGUAUCAAGAGAUAUUAAUAACAGCAGUCAUCUCAAGUUGCACUUAAAUAACAUCACGUGUAACAACAUGUCAAAGCUAUUACAGCUCUUGACAACACUUUCUUCCGUUAAGAGCCUCAGUUUACGAAAUAACAACAUUACCAGCCUUGAUGCAAUUCAUGCAUUGAGAAAUAUUAGCAACCUUGAAGAGUUGUUUCUUGACUACUCUUACCUACACAAAGACUUUCUUCAGAGUAUUGGACCAAUGAACUCGCUUAAAGUAUUAUCAGCUAGUGGAACACAAUUAAGAGGCACUCUACCUAAUAAAGGUUGGUGUGAACUAAGGAAACUCGAAGAGCUCUGGUUUAUGGAAAAUCAGUUGGACGGAACACUUCCACCAUGUUUGGGAAAUUUAACAUCUCUUUACCAGAUUGACCUCUCUCAAAAUAGGUUUAUUGGAAAGCUCGGAUCUUCAUCUCCACUUUCGGCACUCAUAUCACUCAAAUAUCUUUUUAUUUUGAGUAACUCCUUUGAAAUCCCAACCUCAUUCAGCAUCUUUGCUAACCAUACCAACCUUAGGGGCAUUCGUGCUAAUGGAAAUAAGGCAAUUACUGAAACCGAGUUGCAAAGUUGGGUUCCUAAGUUCCAACUAGAUUUCUUUACUAUGUCUAAUUGCACUGGCUUUCAAAAUUUGCCAACAUUUCUUCACUACCAGCAUGAUUUAAGUGUCCUUGAUAUCUCUAGAAACAGUUUAGAGGGAGAAUUUCCGAACUGGUUGCUACAAAACAACACAAACCUUUAUUAUGUUCUCAUGAACUCCAAUACUUUCACAGGAACCCUCGAGUUGUUGUCACAUCUUAACACUGAUUUGUCGAUAUUUGAUGUUUCCAACAACAAGUUGAGUGGAAAAAUUCCUAACAACUUAACUUCAACAUUUUCACAUAUUGUGACAUUGAACCUCUCCUACAACUUGUUUGAGGGUCAGAUACCUUCCUAUCUCGGCAACUCAAAAGAGUUAUUGUUUCUUGACUUGUCAAACAAUUCAUUCACUGGGGAAAUUCCUAAGGAGUUGUUGAUAGGUGGUUCCUCAUUGAAGAUUUUAAAACUGUCAAACAAUAAGUUGGAAGGAGAAAUAGUCCAAGAAUUUGGCUACUUAUCCUCACUAGAGUGCUUCUAUCUUGAUGGUAAUAAUUUCACAGGCACCACAUUGGAUAGCCUUUCUAAUAUCCCCUUUCGCAUUUUGGAUAUUAGUGACAACAAGUUUUCUGGAAAUAUUCCAAGAUGGAUGGGUCACAUAACAAGUUUAGAACAACUCACUUUGUCCAAGAAUCACCUUGAAGGUCCUAUCCCUACUGAGUUUUGUAACCUAGAAAACCUCUCUAUUCUAGACUUAUCAGAGAACAACUUAACAGGGUCGAUUCCAUCUUGUCUCAAUCCAUUGUCCAUAAAACAUGUUCGCCUCAGUAAAAACCAACUCUCUGGUCAACUCACCCGUGCAUUUUUUAAAAGCACUACCUUGGUGAUAUUUGAUCUUAGUCAUAAUGAUUUCGUUGGAACAAUUCCAGAAUGGAUAGACAAUUUCUCUGGGUUGAGCAUUCUUCAAUUUCUCUGGGUUGAGCAUUCUUCUCCUCAAUGGAAAUCGUUUUGA
Messenger RNA from Ipomoea nil (Japanese morning glory), 2969 nucleotides. RefSeq names its product LRR receptor-like serine/threonine-protein kinase GSO2. Gene Ontology annotation, molecular function: protein binding. The transcript has 11 exons. The coding region runs from base 201 to 2969 and encodes 922 amino acids. Lineage: Eukaryota; Viridiplantae; Streptophyta; Magnoliopsida; Solanales; Convolvulaceae. The record is from RefSeq and is a predicted model, not a curated record.